Messenger RNA from Parathielavia appendiculata, 1284 nucleotides. RefSeq lists its product as uncharacterized. The transcript is spliced from 2 exons. Gene Ontology annotation, biological process: formation of translation preinitiation complex; translational initiation; formation of cytoplasmic translation initiation complex. Gene Ontology annotation, cellular component: cytosol. Gene Ontology annotation, molecular function: translation initiation factor activity; eukaryotic initiation factor eIF2 binding; GDP-dissociation inhibitor activity. Lineage: Eukaryota; Fungi; Ascomycota; Sordariomycetes; Sordariales; Chaetomiaceae. Bases 1 to 1284 code for a protein of 427 amino acids. The record is from RefSeq and is a predicted model, not a curated record.
AUGGCUUCCCUCGUCAACGUCCGCCGCGAUGUCAGCGACCCCUUCUAUCGCUACAAGAUGGAGCGCCUCCAGACCAAGAUUGAAGGCAAGGGUAACGGCAUCAAGACCGUUGUUACCAACUUGAGCAGCGUCGCUCAGUCCCUGGCUCGCCCGGGCAGCUAUCUGAUCAAGUACUUCGGCUUUGAGCUCGGCGCUCAGACCAACCUGGACCCCGCCGAUGACCGCUGGAUCAUCAACGGCGCCCACGAGGCCCAAAAGCUCCAGGAGCUCCUUGACGGAUUCAUCUCCAAGUUUGUCCUCUGCAAAAAGUGCAAGAAUCCCGAAACCGACGUCCAGAUCAAGGACGGUCGCAUCACGCUCGACUGCAAGGCUUGUGGCCAGCGCACUGAGGUCGACCUUCGCCUGAAGCUCAGCGGUUUCAUGCUCAAGAACGUGCCCAAGAAGACCAAGAAGGACAAGGCCGAGCGUCGUGCUGAGCGUGCCCGCAAGGCCAAGCAGAACGGCAAGUCCGACGGCGACCAGGGCUCUGGGGGCGAUGACAACUCCGACCAGGCCUCGCCCACCGCCGAGGACAAGGGCGCGGAGAGCGACGACGACGCUCUGACCCGUAAGAUCAAGGCCGAAGCAGAGGUUCUCGCGAACAAGAAGGUCGAAGUCAAGGACGACGAUUGGGCUGUGGACAUGAGCGAGGAGGCCGUCAGAGCCCGCCAGCAGCAACUACCUGGCGAGUUCAAGGCGAAGCUCGUUCUGAAUGGCGACGACGAGGAUGAAGAGGGCGAGGGCGGUGGAAACACAGUUUACGACCAGCUGGGCACCUGGAUCCAGGAGCAGGCAGAGGCGAAGGACGGCAUCAACAAUGUCGACAGCAUUGACAUUUAUGUCAAGGCGAAGGAGCUGGGCAUCGAAUCCAAGCAUCGCACUGUUCUGGUCUUGGUGCAGACCAUUUUUGACCAGAACAUCUGCGCCCAGAUCCCCAAGCGUGCCUCUAUGUUGAAGCAGAUCAUCACGAGUGAACGUCACGAGAAGGCCCUCCUGGGCGGCACUGAGCGACUCAUUGGCCACCUGAGUGGUGGGCACCCGGACAUGAUCGACAAGGUUGUUAAGAUCCUGCAGCUCUACUACCACCACGACCUCGUCUCCGAGGAGGUUGUGACCAAGUGGGGCUCCAAGGCUUCCAAGAAGUACGUCGACCUGUCCACUUCCAAGAAGGUCCGCAAGGCUGCCGAGCCCUUCAUCAAGUGGCUCCAAGAGGCCGAGGAGGAGUCGGACGAGGACGACGAGUAG